Messenger RNA from Chinchilla lanigera (long-tailed chinchilla), 6296 nucleotides. RefSeq names its product mucin 4, cell surface associated (gene Muc4). Gene Ontology annotation, biological process: cell-matrix adhesion. The transcript is spliced from 25 exons. The coding region runs from base 110 to 5926 and encodes 1938 amino acids. The record is from RefSeq and is a predicted model, not a curated record. NCBI's taxonomy places the organism in Eukaryota, Metazoa, Chordata, Mammalia, Rodentia, Chinchillidae.
CAGGAAACACACCUGAGAGAGAGGCGGCAGGCGGCAGGGACAGCCUCUCUCCACGCCUCACACUGCCGCUUCUGUGCCGCGCAGCCGCAGCCGAGGACUGUGUGGCGCCAUGAGGGGGGCGCCCUGGGUGCUCCUGAGCUGCCUGUGCUGUUGCCUCCUGGGAAAUAACGCAUCAGCAACAUCACCUUCUCUGUCAUCCCAAGGAUACACGACACAGGGAGGAAACACAUUGCCACUCUCCAGUGUCAGCAGCAGACCUCCAGCGACAUCAGAGGCCCUCAAUGGGAUAAGCUUCAGAGGUUCUCUUCCAAGAAGCACAGGGGAUGCGUCCCCAUCUGCAACCGGAAGUCUCACUCCAGUCAUCUCAGUGACAACUGCAUCAAAGGGACCAUCAACAGCACCGCCAUUCAGCACCUCAUCUCGGGACACACCUCCCUCUCCUCGGGACUACCAGGCUAGGAGUGUGGAGACCACCAGAGAGUCUCAAACCAGCAGCCUUGCAGGGGUGAGCACAUCAGUCCCUCCAUCCUCCCCAGGUGGAAAUGCCCUGACGGAGACGGCCUCUCAAGAGGCGUCCUCUCCACCGCAAGCCACCACCUCACCUCCUUCCAAUGUCAGCGGCACACCCUCAGUGACACCAGCAGUGGUUACCAGGACGAACUCCGCUCCAGAUCCUCCACUCUACUCCACUCCUCCGCUCCAGGGCAAAUCCCUGCUUACAACAGGAAGCGUCACUCCAGUCACCGCAGGGGUCUCAGUGACAGCUGCAUCAGGACAAUCAAGAGCACCACUGUCCAGCAACUUUCCUCAGCGUCAACAGAGUCAAAGCAUGGAGGCCACCCAGGAAUGUCCAGUAUGCACCUGCACAUCGGUGACUAUGACAGCUCGUUCGUCCUCCCCAGGCGGGAACAGUCUGGCAGUGACACUUUCUCGGGAGCCAUCUUCCUCUUCAGGUGCAUCAGCCCUCUCCAGCGUCAGCAGCAGCACACCCGCAGUGACAUCAGCGGUGGUCACCACGACAGCCUCCGCAGACUCUGCUCCCGGAAACACGAGGGACACACUCCUACCUGAACCCACAAGUCUUGUGGCCAUCACCUCAGGGCUCUCAAUAACAGCUGCGCCAGCGGGACUGUCAACAACAGUGUCUUCCGGCACUUCUGCUCAGGACACAGCCUCUUUUCCUCCCAGCCCACAGACUCCGAGUAGGGGCGUCUCUGUAGAAGCGCACGCCGUCAAACCCUCAGGCACAACUCCCACUUCCUCAUCCCCAGCAGCGGGCACAGGCAGUCCCGGAAGUGCUCUCCCAGACCCGUCUACCUCCACCCGCAGCUUCUCCUCUACUCCCUUCACUGAUAGCCAAACAGCUCAAUCUCUAGCUGAACUGUCCGCUGCCACCAGUCGUGACAGUACCCAAGAGACGACAGUAAAGUCUGUUUUCGUCCACAGCACCUCUUCCCCCACCAUGUCUGAUGUCUCAAAUACAGGCAGAGCCACUGACCUAACUGACCUAUCAACCCCAACCUCUCUCAUCAGCUCUUCUCAGGAAACAUCAGCCAUUUCCAAGAUGGCGCAGACCCAAAGUACAGGAACCACCAGAGGAUCUGAAACCACCAGUUUGGUCUCGCUGGUGAUGGACACCAUCUCAACAGCCACAGUCCCACCUACGUCCACUCCAAGUGGGCACAUGUCUCUGCUAACUGAUGCCCACAUCCUGCCACCUUCAGACACCACUAAAACCUUUCUUCCAACCCCAGUCAGUGGUAGCCAUGGGACUCAGACAAGAGCACCAACUUUGUCACCCUUGAGAACUGAUGGGCCACGUGUGGUGAGUCCCACUGCACACAGUGAUGUUGCUUCUCAUUCUCCUUCCUUAGGUUGGUCCGCAAGUGGAGAUGUUCUGACACUAAGCUCAAGCUCAGUGGUCCAUGAGAACCAGACUGCCGGGGUCUCUCAUUCUGAAGGUUCUGACAAGACCGUGCCAAACACCACACUGUCCUCACUGGGCAUCUCAACCACACCCACCCAUGAGUAUCCUAAAACCGUUCAGACCACACCAUCUACCACCAACCCCAGGACAAGUUCAGUGUAUAUGGGUCCCACAAACAGUCAUGGUGGUCCAGUUGGCUCUACGUUGGCUUUAUCAUUUUCACCUACAAACUACUCUUCAAGCAAGAGCACUCUGGGAACUUCCUCACCAUCUAAGCAUCCUACUCUACAGCCAUCCACAGAUGUUUCUUCCUCUGGUUCUGCUUCUGCUGCUAAGGUGGACACAGACCAGACCACGCCAAGUUUCCACACUUCAAUCAGUAAUUCUUCAUUUUCUCAGCCAUCCCUUGCUCCUGCAGGAAGUUCCAUGUGGAGCACCGCCACCCGCCUCGCAGCUCACACCUCUCCCCUGUCUGUUACCAGCCCUUCCUCGCCAUCCACACCAUCCUCAGGCUCCCCGGAGAAGGCCGAAACCUCAGGAGUGACCACGACCCCCCAGAGCACAGUGGCCUCUCCACUCCCCACAGUCCCCCGAACCCUCCCAACCUCCACUGCCAGCACACUCAUGGGCUUGUACUCCACACCCUCCUCGGGUCCUGUCAAGCCAGAACCAGGUGUCUCCCUCUUCCCAUACGGGACAAGCGAAGGAGACCAGCGCUUUGUGGAGAGGACUGUGGACUUUACCUCACAGCUCUUCAGGAUCAAGAUUGGCUUUCCUCUUGGCUCCUCUCUGUGGGACUCCUUCUAUUUCACAGACAAUGGCCAGAUCUUCUUCCCGGAGUCAGACAACCAUAUCUUGGCCUACCCCAACCCACCCCCGGGAGGGUUCACCGGACAGCACACGGUGGCCACUGUGGCUCCAUUCUGGGAUAAUGCCGAUUUCUCCAGCCAUGGUGGGACCAUCUUUUACCAGGAAUAUGAGACACUCUACAAUGAAUACAACCGACUAGUCCGGCAGGUGGAGACUAUGAUUAAAAAGUUCACAAGUUCCCAGAACUACAGAGCCAAAUGGACCCUAAAGGUCACGUGGGUCAAUGUCUCUGCCUAUCCUGCCCUGCAGGCCUCUGGGACCAACACCUACCAAGCCAUUCUCUCCACGGACGGAAGCAGAUCCUAUGCCCUGUUUCUGUACCAGAGCACUGGGAUGCAGUGGGACGUGGCUCUGCACUCGGGCAACCCUGUCCUCAUGGGCUUCUCCAGUGGAGACGGCUACUUUGAGAACAGCCCGCUGAUGUCCAGGUCACUGUGGGAGAAGUAUCGUCCAGACCAGUUCCUGGAUCCCAAAUUAGGUGUCCGGGGGCUGCAGAUCUACAGGCUGCACCGGGAGGAGAAGCCCAACUUCCGCCUGCGGUGCCUGCAGCGGCUGAGCAGCCUGCGGCCCAGCUGGACUCGGAGGCCGAUCUUCUGCCCUUGCUCCUGGCAACAGGGAAGAUGGGACUUGCGGUUCCAGCCCAUCCGCACAGGCAGGCGGGGUCCCCAUGGCCAGCACUUGUGCAGCUUCUCCUCCUGGCGUGGCGGCGUGUGCUGCAGCUACGGGCCCUGGGGGGAGUUCCGGGAAGGCUGGAGUGUGCAGAGCCCGAAGCUGCUCGAGCUGCUCGACAGGGAACUGGAGACACAGAACUGGUGCUGCCGCUGGAACGACAAGCCCUCCUUCUGUGCCCUGUACCAUGCACGGCGGCCCCGUGUCGGCUGCGCUGCCUACAGGCCCCCACGGCCUGCCUGGAUGUUUGGGGACCCCCAUAUCUUCACCUUGGAUGGCGCCAACUUCACCUUCAAUGGGCUGGGGGACUUCCUGCUGGUCCAGGCCCAGGACGGCAGCUCCUCCUUCCUGCUCCAGGGCCGCACUGCCCAGACCGGCUCCGCCAGCGCCACUAACUUCAUUGCCUUUGCCGCUCAAUACAAGGCCCACGGCCUGGACCCCAUCACAGUCCGGUUUCUCCUCUGGCCCAAUGACACGGUCUGCGUUCUGCACAAUAACCAGAGUGUGACAUUUGAGACCAGCCGGGAAGAGGCCGAAGGCACAGAAAUGUUCUCUGCCCCUGGGGUCCUGCUGGCUCGCAACGGCUCCCUGGUCUCAGCCAGCUUUGACAGCACGGUGACCGUCUCAGUGACUGCCCUCUCCAACAUCCUCCACGCCUCAGCCAGCCUCCCGGAGGAGUACUGGGACCACACCGAGGGCCUCCUAGGGGUCUGGAAUGACAACCCAGAAGACGACUUCAGGAUGCCCAAUGGCUCCUCUGUCCCCCACAGCAGCUCUGAGGAGACGCUUUUCCACUAUGGAAUGACCUGGGCUCUCAACGGAACAGGACUCCUUGGCACAAGAAGUGACCCGCUGCCUUCCAACUUCACCCCAGUCUUCUUUUCCCAACUGCGGGCAAACAAAUCCCUGGCCUCCGGGUGUGAUGGGGACGCACAGUGCAUCUACGACACGAUGGCCACUGGAGACCCCCACACAGGCCUCCACACCAGGGCGCUCUUCAGAGCAUACCAGCUGAUGAAUACCACCCUCAAUCAGUUCCCACCCUCCAUUAACGGCAGCCACGUGAUCGAAGCCUACAAGGACCAGACCUCCACGUUUCAGUGGACGAGCGAUUCUGCGAACAUCACCUUCAAGCUCCAAGGGACCAACACCUCCUUCCAGCAUUUUGAGAACAACGGGACUUUGCUGUGGACCCCAAAGUCGCCAGAACCAGUCACCCUGGAGAUUCUAGCUCGAGACCCCCGGACCGGCUUGUUGUCUGUCCUCCAGCCCAAGGUGGUGGCCUGCUUUUGCAAUGCAACCAGCCAGUGUCUGUACAGUGAGACCCGCCGGGUGGGCAACUCUUCCCUCGAGGAGGCCAGCUGCCGGUGCAACAGCGACACCUUUGGCCGCCAUUGUGAACGCUCCAAGGACCCCUGUGAUGAGCCGUGCUUCCCGAAAGUGCAGUGCACCCCUGGGGCUGGCUGCGGGGCCUGCCCCCUGAACAUGGCUGGGGACGGGAGGCACUGUGCAGCUCCAGUGGGACUGCUGACCGCCGCCCCCUCCACAGCCCUCCUCUGUCAGAACCAGUCCUGCCCCACGAAUUACUGCUAUAACCGCGGCCACUGCUACAUAUCUCUGGUGCAGGGCUGCCAGCCCGCUUGUACCUGUCCCCCGGCCUUCACAGACGCCCGCUGCUUCCUGGCAGGCAAUGCUUUCGUUCCCUCCAUCCUCGAAGAGCUUCCCCUGAGGACCAUCCAGCUGUCGCUCCAUGAGGAGGAAAGCGCCGAAAAGGAAGAUGUGAACGCCUCGGUGGCGUAUAAGCUGGGGCACCUGGACGUGCGGGCCUUUCUCCGCAACAGCCGUGUGGAGCGCGGCCAAUCCACUGAGGCACUGCCCUCCGGACGCCACUCCAUCCAGCACUGGACGGUGGUCUCGGAGUUCGAGUACCAUCCCCGGGGCCCUGUCAUCCACUUCCUGAACAAUCAGCUCCUGAACGCGGUGGUCAGCGCCUUCCUCCCCCAGGCUCGGGGCGUGAGGCAGAGGAGGAGCACAGAGGCCCGGACCAACGUGACCUUCCAGCCCAUCAGCAGGGAAGAUGUGUUGGACAUCCGGGCUCCGCUAAACUCGAACAACCUGAGCUUGUAUUUCAAGUGCGACGGUUACGAGGGCUACCGCCUAGUCUACAGCCCCGAGAACGGAGUCACCUGCGUGUCCCCAUGCAGCGAGGGCUACUGUCGGCACGGAGGCCAGUGCCAGCACCUGCCGGAUGGGCCGAACUGCAGCUGCCAGUCUUUCUCCAUCUACACAUCCUGGGGCAAGCGCUGCGAGCACCUGAGCUUGAAACUCGACGCCUUCUUCGGGAUCCUUUUCGGGUCCCUGGGCGCCCUCUUGCUGCUGGGGGUCGUCGUCUGGGUGGCCCUGCGCCUAUGGGGCCCGGCCAGGCCCAAGUUCUCCUACCCUCUUCGCUUGGAGAACUGAGGCCUCGCCCAGGUGGCUGCUGUAGACCCUGACCUCCCCGCACAAUGGUCCUCCUUCACGCACCAUUGCUUCGGGGACACUGGAUGGGGAGGGGAUGAGGGUGACCGGGACUCUGCAGGAGGAGCGGAUGACAGAGGGCUUGCGACUGGCGUUCUACAGUGUUAGACCCAAGCGCACAGAAGGGGCCGUGAAGACGCAACACACCAGUGAGUGGGUUCUCACCCGGCACACCCGGGAGGAGGUCACUGGCCUGUGUGGGAAACGUGUGUGCAAGCUACUCAAACGCACAGCACAGCUGCUCCAAGUUAACCAAAAUGCCUUUACACACAAAACUCUGGUUUACUGCUCAUUAAAGUUGGUUUAAAUGAAA